Messenger RNA from Cornus florida, 518 nucleotides. RefSeq lists its product as uncharacterized. Lineage: Eukaryota; Viridiplantae; Streptophyta; Magnoliopsida; Cornales; Cornaceae. Gene Ontology annotation, cellular component: dynein complex. Bases 36 to 365 code for a protein of 109 amino acids. Gene Ontology annotation, biological process: microtubule-based process. The record is from RefSeq and is a predicted model, not a curated record. The transcript is spliced from 2 exons. Gene Ontology annotation, molecular function: dynein light intermediate chain binding; dynein intermediate chain binding.
CACCACCACCACCACGUUUUUCUAACAUCCUCACCAUGCUUGAAGGCAAGGCAGUCAUCGGCGAGACUGACAUGCUUCAAACCAUGCAACAAGAUGCGCUUGAUUUAGCUGCGAAAGCACUGGACUCUUUUGAUGUCACUGAGGCCACUGAAAUAGCCCGCUUCAUAAAGAAGGAAUUUGAUAGGACAUAUGGAGUGGGUUGGCAAUGCAUAGUAGGGACCGAUUUCGGGUCAUUUGUGACACACUGCUAUGGCUGUUUCAUCUAUUUUUGCAUAGGUAGCCUUGCAAUCUUGCUCUUCAAGGGGUCAGCAGGACCAGAUGCUGAGGCAAAUCAAGUUCCAGCCUUAGAGGCGUUGAAAGCAUGAAGCUUCUCUUUUAUUUUUUUCUCUUGUUUCAUGUUUUACUUUUGUAGUUAGUGAAGUAGAGAGAAAAAUUCCAAGUUUCAAUGCCUGAACUCUUUGUUCUAACAUUCUGUACUCUUUGUAGAUACCAUUGGAAGUUGAGAGUUGCAAAGAUUA